UGACUGAUUAGGCAACAUUUAUAAGCCGUCAUGGGUCACUGUUUCAUCAGUGUCGGCUUUCAAUAUGACGUCUUCACAGUUCUUCUUGGGGGUUUCCCUCUUUGCUUUGCUGAUUGUGGACAUAUGCUGUGUUCCUGUUAAGGGAGGCUUUAAUCCCCAUGAUUCCCGUGGCAGUAGUUACUCAAAUGCUGCUCCUAGUUUUGGAUCCAACUAUGUCCCACCUUCCAGUGACUUUUCACCUGGAGUUAUGCCAAACAGUGCUCCCUCUAAAGGUGUCUCCACACCAUCUUAUCAGCCUGUGCCACAGCCGAGGCCCAGUUUCCCUCAGCCUGCAGUUAGAGAGCCAGCAGCACCAGGCGGCUCUAGUUACUUUUCCAGACCUGUUGAAUCAGGCUACAGCGGCAGCACAAUGAGGAACCAUCCUGUUGGCUCUUCACCACCAGGUGCUGCUUUUCAACCUGGUUCUCGAGACAUCAAGUGGGCUGUUGCACCUCCAAGUGUCUUUGGUAGUGAGGAAAUGCCAGCUGGCACUCAUAGUGUUGGCUCCAGUAGCGCUGAGUAUGUGAGUCCACCUGGACCAGUGUACCAGGCAGGGGAGUUGGCCCAGUUUGAGGAAAGCUAUGAAACUGGUGACUUCCAGAGGGAGACAGAGGAGCAAGGCUUCCUGCCACCACCACCCCCACCCCCUCCAUUUUCUCCACACACAUCUGAAGGAGAGAGCUUCUCCAGCCAACCUCAGCCAGAGUCUGGACUGGGUGGAUUUGGUGGAAGCCUGGGUUUCUAUCCUUACUAUGACUACAUGUUCCUGACUGGCCAGUAUCCUCCAGGCACAGUCACUCAUGCCAGCAGCAGCUUUGAACAGGGGAUGGACCACUGGCAAGAUGUUCACUAUGUGAGAGACUAUGUUCCCCAGAACUCUGGCCCCAUCCAGGAGAGCGAGCCCUUCACUGGUGACUUGGCAGCCCCUCAGAGCUUUCAAGAGCCACAGCCUCCUUUGAAGACUGGCUAUGGACAUGGUGGCACUGCAGCUGGUCAACCUGGUUCUUCCUAUGGCGGCUUCAUACAGCCAACUCGCAGCCGAGCAGGAGGCUAUAACAGCGUCAAGGUUGGCUACUAAGUGGUGGAUCCCUCCAGCCUGAACAAGUUUCUGAACCAAUAAAAAAAAAAACAAAUCUUAAA
This is a messenger RNA of Seriola aureovittata, 1179 nucleotides long. RefSeq names its product collagen alpha-1(III) chain-like. The transcript is spliced from 5 exons. NCBI's taxonomy places the organism in Eukaryota, Metazoa, Chordata, Actinopteri, Carangiformes, Carangidae. The record is from RefSeq and is a predicted model, not a curated record. The coding region runs from base 65 to 1117 and encodes 350 amino acids.